Molecule: messenger RNA, 1059 nt
Organism: Penicillium coprophilum
Lineage: Eukaryota; Fungi; Ascomycota; Eurotiomycetes; Eurotiales; Aspergillaceae
Exons: 1
Coding region: 1-1059 (352 amino acids)
Source: RefSeq, a predicted model, not a curated record
AUGAUAUGGACUGCCUGGGACGACGAUGACUUUGAUUCCGAAAGAACCCCCACCUUCACCCCGUCUGAUGUAGAGAGAUUCACUUUUUCAGCAUCAUUGACAGAUGUGAAUCUCAAGAAGGUUAAGCUUGAUAAAAGCUCAGCAAAAGCAUGCAAUGGAAAGGACGGCGCGGAAGCUUUCCAGAUUCAAUGGCCCUCUCACACUUUUCCGCAAAUGGUCUCGGGUUUCGAAAUACCGGACGCCCAUCUGGAACGGUUGUUCUCACCUGAACAAAUCCACGCAUUUCAGCGAUUUCGGAAUAUGCGCGCAAAGAGCAUCUCUGUCCGUGUCGUGACGCGGAUUCAACGUGAUGAGAUUCUACAGAACUGGUGUGGUAUGGCUGCUAUGCCUCGGCCGACAUUGCCCCCGUACCCUUUUUACGCAUGUCGUUAUGUUAAACAGGCAAAAAUCUUUACCAUGAUGAAGGCGAUCCCCCCAGUUACGGACCCCACUAGAAAGCAUCAUCAUCGACGUCGAAAGUUCGGAUGGCCAAAUAUGACGGACAGUGGGUUUCAGGAAAAUCCUGAGCUACUCACUCACACAAAUGCACCGUUUGGCGUGUUCCUUAAUGAGAGAGAAUACGAGACAAUCCGGAUGAUUGGGUUACUCCGAGAAGCAGAUGCUCAAAAAGAGACGGCUAUCACGCAGUUCAACAAUAUCUACGAAUUCGAGCUUUUCCGAGCGUCUGAUGUUCAUAACAUCAAAGGCAAGGGGCUCGAUGAAUACUUCUACGGAGUCAUCGAUGCGAAGUUUAUACUUCGAGAUCGAGAAGACGCGCAGGAGAUGUUAGAACAAGCGAUGCCCCUCCCGCAACCUGGAACACCUGUCACCAUUUCCCCACAGAGGCCAAAUGCCAGUGAAGAACCUCGCAAAGAUAAAAAGAGCAAGCUUUGGCAGGGCGUUGUUGUCUCUUCGCAAGGGAUAUCUUCUAUUAUCGAUCGCCAAUCUUCUUAUCAUGCAAUCUGUGUACGGCUAAUCACAACUAUGCAACUCAAACUCAUCGUGCAAUCAAUUCAUUGA